Ruditapes philippinarum (Manila clam) is the source of this 2447-nucleotide messenger RNA. Its product is annotated as calmodulin-like protein 4. The transcript is spliced from 7 exons. The record is from RefSeq and is a predicted model, not a curated record. Gene Ontology annotation, molecular function: calcium ion binding. Gene Ontology annotation, cellular component: myosin II complex. Lineage: Eukaryota; Metazoa; Mollusca; Bivalvia; Venerida; Veneridae. Bases 40 to 489 code for a protein of 149 amino acids.
GAAAAAGGGAAGCUACUCCAGGAUAAUUAGAUUAGAAAGAUGGCAAAGUAUUUCAGCCAGAAUGAUAUCGAUUUGUUUAAGGAGUGUUUUUUCUUUAUCGCGAAGCGAGGGUACACAACAAACGAGGAUGAGAUGGGAGUUAUAAUGAGAUCUCUAUCUUACAGUCCUACAGAGGAAGAAAUUCACAACUACUACCAGAAAUAUGUCAAAGAUGGGAAGGUAGAUUUUGCUUCGUUUUUGGAAGUCAUGCAUGAGCACAACACAAAGGAGAAUGCAAUGAGGGAAAUUACAAAUGCUUUUAGAGCACAUGACACAGAGGGUAAAGGUUAUGUACAGGUUAAUGAAGUGAAGAAUAUUUUGUUAAAUCUUGGAGAGAGGGUGUCACGCAGAGAAUUGGAAGCAUUGUUUAGAGAUGGUGGUGUUACUGGUGGUCAGAUCAGAUAUAGUGAAUUUAUAGAUAAUAUAGCCCAGCCAGUACCAGAUUAUUGAUAUGUUACAUCAUUCCAAAUAUUCAUCAUAUAAUAUAUUCACCUAGAUGUGAAACUAUACUUUAUCAUAUGUACUAUACUGUAUCAUAUGUUUUCUAUUUAUAGCAUAUAUGCAGUAACAAUAGAUUAUUGGUUAAAGCAGCAUGCCUCCAGAUUUAUGCUUAUUUUCAUGAAUUUUUUUAAUGUACAUGUAUAAGAAAGUAAAAUAUUGUCAUGUGAACAAAGAAGUAAUUUAAACAUCGCAAAUGGCAACAUGCAAAAAUAGCCCUUACUGCAUUAGUCAUGAUAAUACUAAAAAUGUAUGUAAAUUGUUUUCUAACAUAUAAAUUAUUUAUUGAAUUUUCCUUAAAAUCUUAGUACAAUUUCAUUUUUUUUUUCUUGAAAUAUUUGGCUCAUCUGGAUUCAUGCAGCUUUAAGAUGUUAUGAAACAUUUGUACAGAAAUUAUUUUACUUGUUUGUAAAUCAGAGCAAAUUUUGAUGAAAACUGAAUGACACAAAAUCUGUAUUGCAAAUUAAGCUGUGAUAAAAUUAUACAUAACUUUUUAAAAAGAAAUUAUAUUGUUCAAUAUUAUACAUAUGUAUUAAUAGACUACUUUGAAAGGAAAUUCCGUUAUUAAGUUACAUUGGACUAAAUGUAUUUUGAAUUGCAGAAUAUUUUUGGAUAUUUCUUAAAAAAGGUUUACUAGUAUUAUGCCAGUUGUGUUUAUAAUUACAUUUAAAACAAAAUCCAAAUUUUUGCUUCGAUUUUAUUAUGCAACUUGCCACUUGUAUGCAAAUUAGUUUGAGAAUUCUUGAAUAUUUUGUAAAAUAACUACUGCAAUCAUGAUUGUUUUCACAACACCCAUUUUUGUUUUCUAUGUAUACAGAUUAAGCAUGUCACCAUAUUCUGAAGGCAAACUUUUCUUAAGAAGUUUUGUCCAGCUUUUACUAUCUCUCUCUGUGUAUAAUGAAUAAUACCACACAUUUUUGUUAAUGUGUUAGAACAAGAAGGGUUAAAGGUCAUAUCACGACAAAAAAUUUGAAUUUACAUUAUGUCUGAUCACUGAACUACGUGAAAUCUGCACCAGUUUCUAUAGUUUAUGUUUUAAAUGAGCAGUAAAUACAUGUAUCAUGUGUUAAGGGGAUUGUUAACAUGCAUUGUCGUUUUCAUUAUUUUGAUUGACUAUGUUGAAUUGACUUUUUCACAUUCCCAAGUUAAAGUAAAAUAAUUUAUUACAUAAACCUGUACAAAUUUUGCUAUAUUUAUGAUACAUUUUACAUACAUUGUACUGAAUCAAAUAUUACAGAAAGAAAAUAUGUGUUAUACUUAUAGGAGUAUGAUAGAGUUUGAUACGGAAAGACGUUGCCAAUAAGUUAUUAUUAAAUAUGGUAUAAAUUUGCGAAGGUUUAUAAUAAAAGCAACAUUAUCAGUUUAUCUGGAUCGAUCAUUUUAAGAUUUAGCUCACAUGUAUUUUACAAGAAUAGAUCGCAUUCGGCGUUUCCGAGCUUCAUGAGAUCAGGUCAUAGUAAAAUUGACUUGAGUCAAAUACAAAUUUCAGGUCAAGAUACGCUUCAUUUAACAAUAUUUUAUCAUCAGGUUUGGAUUAAAUGAGUAGCUAAUAUAUAUAUUAUAAAAUUUUAUUUAUGAAUUGAUAAUCUUUUUUUCUUUUUUUUUUUUGAUUUCUUGAAUGAACUCUUGCAUAAUUUCAAUUUGGAGGCUAUCAAGUUUGUACUGUACUGUUGUUAUUUUUGCAUAGAUGUGCAGGCACACCUGCUCUAUACGGUUGUUCAUGGUUGUUUAUAUUUCAUUUCCUUCUAACUCUUAAAUCUGCAAAAACUUUAAUCAGAAAACUCUCAACAUUCCAGUUUGUGUUGAAAGACACUUUUUUAAAAUUUUAAUGAUUUCUUUUGUAGUUAUUUUUGUUGUUUGAAUAUUAUGUAUAUCAUACUUUUGAUGAAAGAAUAUACUUUAAUGUCUGA